UUCAAAGGUCAAUCAUGGCAGUUGUUACUUUCAAUGAUGUUGUUAAUGCCAGUAACCAAAUAUCACAGUAUCUCCACAAAACCGAAGUUUUUACAUCAGAGCAAGCUGAUAAAAAAACUGGACGUUGUUUAUAUUUUAAAACAGAAAAUCUACAAAAAUCUGGUUCUUUUAAAGCCAGGGGUGCUUUAAAUGCCGUGAGUCUGCAAAGGCAAAACUUAAAUAAUAAAUUAUAAUAAUGAUAAAUAAAUAAUAAUAAUACUAAUACUUUUAAUAAUAAAGUCAAUUUAAUAAAUUAUUAAUAUCAAUAGGCAGACUAUGCACUCUAUAAGUAUAAGUUAAAAUUAUUUACUUAGCAAUUGCAUAUGAAUAUGAUGGUGAUAUCAUAACUUAAGUUUAAGUCUUAACUUAAGUAGUAGGCCUAACAGUAGUAAAGUAACAAUAUCUCAUCAACCACUAUUUUUCAUCAGAAAUGUAGGCAUGAAAUAUCAUUUUGAGUGUAGCAUUCAACAGACUAGCUGUUUUUUAAUCCCUAAAAAUUAUACUUAUUAUUAUAAUUAAAAGUUUUAAUAUAAUACGACUUGGUAUAUAUUAUAUAGUUAUGUUAUAUUAUAUAAAAUUAAUAACAUACUAUGAAUGAUAGCUAGCCCGACUAUAUCCCACUGCACUGGCAUUGCUUAAUUGCUUUAAUGGAUAUUAUUAAAAUUAGGUAAUGAGAAUUAUAAUUAAAAAAAAAAAAUAAACUUUAUAUUUAAGCAUAAUUUUAAAUUAUAUUUACAAUAUUUACUUUACAACAUUUCUUUUUUAGAUUCGAGCAUUACCAAAUUCUCCAUGCUUUAGAGGUCCAUUGGCCACAUGUGUUGGUAAAGUUGGUUGAGCAAAAGAGGUUGCUCACAUAAAAGUAUAGUUAGAUAAAGCAAAAGCCACUAUAUCAUAUGCCAGGAGUACUCAAACUUUUUGAUCUGUGGCGGGCCAGAUUUUGGUUUUGGCCAUGGCCAUACCUUCUCACACUGCAUUGGCAUGAUUGGGCAAUAACACACUUACUUUAUGCAUGUGCAAAUAUGGCAUUCAUCAUCAAUAAAGCACCAUAUGUUUUUUUAUUGUAAAUCCACUGUUGACAAACUCACUAAGCACUCAAGAUGCUGUAGUUUUAGUACAAUUAGUUUAAAGCAUGGUGUAGCACUAUAGGCUUGAUUUGAUAAAGAAUUAUUAAGCACAAUAUUCUCAACAUGGAUACAUUUAAGGCAAUAAUUUUUUUACAAAAAUAUUAUUUUAACAAUUUUAUCCAGGUCCUGAAAGCAAAAGAAAAGAAUAUUGAAAUAAAUGGAGUCGUGAGUAUUAAAUUGCAUUUAAAUUUAAUUUUAUGACAUAGCCCAAAUGACUAAUGCCAACUUCCUUCCCCUGGACACAUACCCAACCAAAAAUAGCCAUCUCUGUGCAAAAAAUGAUGACAAAUGCAGUAAUGUAGACUUGCAAGAAAAAAAAGUUGCAGCUAUGAUGGGGCAAAAACAUAAGUACAUACAAUUUAAUGUGUGCUAAUCUCUGUAAAUCUAUAGAACAUACAAAAGAAAUGUUUAUAACACAAGUACAAAAAAAAUCCAGAUGUAACUUGACUAAAGGAAAAUUUCAUUAAAAGUCGAUAUUGUCAACACAAAUUGUUUUUAUUACUAAACAUAAGCCAAAUUUUUUUUUCAAUACCAUACAGGUAUACAUUUUAUCAAAAAAUGGAAAAAUGUAGGCCCUGCCAUCUUAGAAAUGAUAUUUCUAAUUAUUCUCUUGUUCAAUGCAACAUUUAAUGUAAAGUAGCUGUGCAGUACUGCACACCGAGUGCAUAAAUAACAAAACUGAUUAUUAUACAACCUUCUUCUGUAAUAAUUGACCAUUAUUUUGUAUUACAUACCAAUAAUAUCAAACAUAGAUUCUUGAUUACUCAUCAAAAGUGUGUAGAUCAAUUCACUAAAGUACUUUAAAAAAAAUAAAACUUUUCUUAGUUAGGCCUUAUCAUAUUUUUUAUUUUAUUUCGCAACUUAACUUGGAGAGUAUAUGGGAGUAGCCUCGAAAGCAUAGGGGUAAGCAUGGGGAACAUGGGGGUAGAGGAAAUUUUUUAGGAAAUAUGAAUGGGAGAUUAGAAGUAAGGUCACAGGAUUGACUGAGUUGGGUGGGUGUAACUGUUAGGGUUUGGGGAAAUGGGGAAUGAGGAGGGUGAGGGAGUAUGAGCAUCCAUAAAAAAAAAAAAUUACAGGCACAGGUUUCCUUGCAUUGUAAUAAAAUUAAUAAAUUAACAAUAUAUUUUAACCACAGUUAAUUUUGGAACAGGUGACUCACAGCAGUGGUAAUCAUGGUCAGGCCCUGGCCUGGGCUGCCAGUGUGUGUUCUUUACCUUGCUAUGUAGUCGUCCCACAGACAGCUCCAGCUGUUAAGAAAAAUGCUAUUCUGAGCUACGGUGCAGAACUUGUAGAAUGUGGUCUGGAACCCACCGACAGGUUUUUUUUUUUUUUUUUUUUUUUUUUUUUUUUUUUUUUUUUUUUUUUUUUUUUUUUUUUUUUUAUUUUUUAUUUUUUUUUUUUUUUUUUUUUUUUUUUUUCUUUUUUUUUCUUUCUUUUUUUUUGCAUAUUCAUUUAAAUAUUAAUUGUUAAUUUUAUUGAGGUAUUUAAAAAUUAAAAUCCAUUUUAAAAAUUCCUGUAUAUUUGAUUCAUUCUUAAUUCUUAACUGUUUUUUUAGAAAAUUAUAGAGUAACUUUUCAAGUUACCAUGCAACUUGUGAGGAUUUAUUUAUACAUAUAAAUAUUUUUAAUUAGAAUUUAAAGUUUACCAAUUAACUAAAUUAACUAUUAAUAGAAUCUCAUUUUGUAAAAAAAUCUCCUUUUUCUCAGGUAUGAAGCUUGUGAAAAAUUAGAAAAAGAGAAGAAUUUGGAGUUCAUCCCCCCUUAUGACCAUGUUGAUGUCAUUGCUGGCCAGGUUAGUAUUUGAGCAGUUUUAUUGUGAACAGAUUGGGAAAAAAACAACUAACCAUUUAACUCUGUUAUAUUGGGACAUCAAUCCCCUGCACUUACAGCACAAGUACAUUUUGUGACAGAAUUGAUCUCAUCAGCCAUCUGCAAAUUCACAGCCAAGUCCAUUUUAAUCAUCGCGCUCCUCUGCUUUCAAGGCUACUCCCAUAUACUCAGCCACUCAAAAGCAAUUGAAUUUGAAUACUUUAUAAUUUUAAUUUCAUUUGGUCAGUGCCCUUUUUUACAUUUAUUUUAUAUUGAAUUGAAGUUCUAGCUAAAUAAUAUUUUAGACUUAGACUAAAAAUAAGCCUUAUUACACUUUACUAGAUAAUACCCAUAUCAUUUAAGAAUUUAAGUUGAAAAAUAAUUGUUUUCUUUUAUAGCAGAAAGGCACAAAAUAUUUGAAAGAAAUCUUGAGUUAUAUUUAUAUGAUGAUGAGUCUAACCAAAAAGACACUCUUCAUUAGAUCAGGCCUUACAUUAGAAAAGUUAAAUGUACAUGUACGUGAAUACUUCAUAAUGAAGUGCUGUUUGUAAUUAUAAGCUCACCAUAUGUUAUUUAAAUAGUGAUAAAUUUCUUUGUCAGGGUACUAUUGGACUUGAAUUCCUGAACCAAGUCCCCAAGUUGGAUGCAAUCUUUAUUCCUGUCAGUGGAGGGGGGAUGUCAGCUGGCAUCGCUAUAGCAACCAAAGCCAUCAAACCUAGUAUUAAAAGUAGGUUGCUUUAAUUCCCUAUUAUUUUAAAAGGUGUUAAAAGUCAAGUUUCUGUUAGCUUAAAUGACAUCUGAGACCAUUUAUUUAAAUCUCUUUCAUUUAUAUUGUUUUAGCUAUGAAGCUGGUAAUAUAGACUGUUAUAUAGCACUGCUUGUUGCUGACAGUGUCUGAAUGUAUAUAUUCAUUCUGACCCAAAGCUGCAGCAAACCUUAAGCCAGUAGUUCUCACACUUUUUUUCAGCGGCGGCCUUCAUGGCACCAUUAACCCAUCGACAGUGGCCCCUGUGUUACACCCACCCCCACCCCACUUUUUUUUCUCCAUCUUUAAAAAAAAUGACAGUAGUUAGUAAAAUUCUGUUAAAAAGAUAACAACAAAAUAAAAUGUAAUAGUGUUAAUGUAAUUGAAUUUACAAUUAAAUUCUAGAAAUGCUUUUAAAUUUAAUUAAUUCAGUAAUCGCUCUGACACAAUUUUAUGUAUCAUAUUCAUAUGGUUACAAGAUAUUUUAAGAAGUCGUGGCACUAGGGGGUGCCAACCACACCGUAUGACACCCUCACAUUGGGUGACAUCAAAAGGAAAAUUCCAAAUUGACAGUUUCCUCAACCAGAACUCAGUUUAUUACAUGAGUAGGUGCCCCCAGAUCAGGGUACCACAAAAUCAGGUUGCCACCAGAACAGCAUGUCACCAGUCAGAGCAGUGUACCAUCAGAGUAGAUUUGGAUAUUGGCCAAUCUUGCUAAUGAGAAGAGUUGCUUUAGAUAUAAAAGUAGAGUUGAUCAGUUAGAUAUGAAAGUAGAGUUUAUUUAGAUAUGUUAUUUAGAUAUGAAAGUAGAGUUGAUUUAGAUAUGAAAGUAGAGUUGAUUAUUUAGAUAUGAAAGUAGAGUUUAUUUAGAUAUGAAAGUAGAGUUGAUUAUUUAGAUAUGAAAAUAGAGUUUAUUUAGAUAUGAAAGUAGAGGUGAUUUAGGUUAGGAAAUAGAAGGUAUUUAGAUAUAAAAGUAGAGUUAGAUUUAGAUAUGGAAAGAGAGUUGAUUUACACAUGAAAGUAGAGUUGAUUCAGAUAUGAAAGUAGAGUUGAUUAUUUGGUUUUAAUAAGAUUGACAGCAUCUUGAAAAAUGUAGAUUGAUGUCAUAAUUUGAUAACAAAUUGUCCUUGCUGGUGAAGUUUUCAUUGAUAUAAAAUUAGUUAAACUUAUGCACUGUUGUCGCACCACUCUCUCAUAUAAAAAUGAUGUUUAUUUGACCUCUGAAUAAACAAACUAAAAAACUUGAAUGAAAAUAAAGACAUAAAAUGAAAUAAUAAUAAAUUCCACCAGAAUAAAUAAGCCAUAUGUUUAAUUUCUUAUUUCUCAUUCCCAUGAAUGUUGAGUAGAAAAAUAUUUUGGCAGCUCCUCUUUGAAGUUCAUUUUCUACUUUUGUGCAAUCAAAUUAUUUAGCUAACUAUGUAAACAUUCUAUGUUGUUAAAUUGCUAACUGUAUGACUAGUGUCUAAUUAUGACUCUCUUUCAAGGCCAAAAAUGAUCCAAUAAUUUUAAGUCAUUUUGUCAAAUUUUAUAUAGUUUUAAUGGAAAAACAAAAUAAUCAUGAUAUAAUUCACCACUGCCUUCUUAGGUAGUCCCAGGGCUCCUUAAAUUUACAAGGGGGUGGUACCGCCUACUGUUAGAACCAGUGCCUUGGACUAUUGCAUUUAAAAAAAAAUUAAAAGAAAAAAAACAAAACACUUAUAAAAGAUAACAAAGCUUUUAAAGCCAUGUGCAAAUAAGUAUUGAACUGAACUGAUAUUUGUUUCAAAGCAGUUAACAUCUAUUUUAAUUCUUUUCUUUUGACUUGUUUUGUUCUCAGAAGAAGGCAUUUAGCAGAGACUCUUUUUUUUAAAAUCCUCAUGCAUUGUGCCUUUUAUAUGUCAAACUCAUGUCUGGUAAUUUUCUGAGUCAGCCUUCUGCUUCUGAUAUCAUAUUCAUUUAGUAAAGAGCCGUUUUUUAUUUAUUUUGUGGGUUGAAUGUUACUCAAUGACUUUUGUAAGCUUCACCGAUUUUUUUUCUCAGUUUACUCUUUCAUUUUUUUUCCUCCAAGUCUUCUUGGUCACACCAAAAGGAAAGAAACUCGAGGAGUGCCUGAGAACAGGUAAUAAUACUAAAUGGCUGUGAUAAAUUUACUCCAACAUCAAUACUGAAUGACCAAAUCUGAGGUUUGAUUUAUAAGUGGAAAUAACCUUUAUGUUUUAAAAUGUAAGUAGCAUAUUCCUUUAUUCAUUGAAUAUGGUGUUUCUCAAUUUAAAAAAACAUCAGCGUCAUUAAUCUAUAAUUAUUUUUUAUUUAUUCAAAUCUAUUUUUAAAAAAAGUUUUUUAACUUUGAAAUUUUAAUUGUUUCUUUAAUACCAGCUUUUAUUAACUUUAUUGACUGGCAUACCUAUGACUUUUAUGAUUGUUAGUAAAAAAAAAAAUUUAUAUAUAUAUAGGCCUAUAUAUAUUUAAUAUUAUAACUACUGAGUAAUGUUUAUGUUUUUGUGGGUCUGUAACUCUGAUCAGGAACUCGACCAUGGGAAGGCCCACCGCAAUACCUUGACACUAUAGCAGAUGGAAUCAGACUUCAGCAGACUGGGUACAUCACCACUCCAAUACUUACAGACCUAGUGGAAAAGGAAGUUUUUGAAAUGGUGAAUAGGAAAUUUUUAAAAAAUGUUUCAAAUUGCUUCAAGCAGCUGCAAUUAAUAAGUAAGACUUCAGUCAUACUUGAGGAAAUAGAUGAAUUUUAACAUCAAGUCAGGUUGGCUGCUGUCCUGGACUUGUUUAAUCAGAGCUACAUUUUCACCAUGAACAGCUUUAUUACUGGGCUUACAAAUUCAUUCAUCUCUGCCUAGAAAAGUUAAGUCUGCUAUCACUUUGUCAAGAAGCAGACAUGAGUUCCACAGGGCUCACAACUACAGCAGUGAAUAGGAAACCAAAACAACUGAAUGUGUUGGCCCAACAUUUACUCUUAUUACAAGCAGCAAAUAUACUAUUAAAUAUUGCUACAGAAGCAACAAUAUAUUUACUUUAAGAAAGCUGUUUUUAUUCAUUAUCCAUCCUUCUCAAUCAUAGCAUGAAAUUGAAUUUUUAUUUACCGACUACGGGACUUCUUCAUCAUCAUGUUUUUCUUCUGAGGUUUACUCCUUUUGGUUUUUGCGAUCAGAGUUAAGGAAGUUUUGAAAUAGUGAAUUAAUGUCCAUCUAAUUUCUUUAUUUAUUUUACAGAGUGAUGAGGAAAUGAUUGAGGGUAUGAAGUUCAUAUUUGAGAGAAUGAAGGUUUGUGAAACAUCAAAUUUCUAGUUUCCAACUUUGUUUAUAACAAGGGCUCAAAUUUUGCUUGUUGCCCUAGCUCUUGAUUAAAGCAAAUUUAGUUUUGUAAAAUGUUUUAGUUCCUUUAGUGGCAGGCUUAGGUUGUGGUCUGUAAGGUGCAUUUAGAAUUGUAAGCAGAUACCUUGCAUAUAAUUUUGGGGCCGGAGGGACGAGGUUUUAGUGAAUGUGAUAAUAUGAUGUGUCUUUUUUUCCUUCAUUAUUCAUCUUUAUGCUAAAUAUUAAAUAAUAAAAGAUUUUUCUUUCCACCAAAGUAAACAUUUACACCAAUAAAAAACAAAGACCAGUAAACUUGGUUUCUUGCUUAUUUCUCAUCAUGUUUACUCCCCUAAUCUGUGUUCUAGAUUUCGAUAUCUUUUUUUGUUUUAAAAUUAUUCUUAUAACUGCCUCAAAUCUGAAUCAUUUGUUAAGUGUGCAUGUCUUAUUUAUAUUGGUAAGGCCUUAUUUUGUUAUAUUUAUAAACAUUCUAUCUAGUAGUAUAAACUUGAAUAAUGUUAAUAUUCUUUGAUUAUCUCUGUGAAAUAGCUUGUGAUAGAAGCAGCAUCAGGGGCAGCGGUGGCGGCAGCAUUUUCACAGAAAUUUAGAGACAUGGAUAACAGUAUCAAGAAUGUUGGAGUUAUUUUGUGUGGAGGAAAUGUGGACAUUGAUGCAUUGCCAUGGUACUAAUCAUAAAGUAUCUUAACUCACCUAAUAUUAAACUUUAAAAAUGUAUAAUUUUAACUCAAUUUGCAGACAAAAAUUAUGUUUCAUAAUUCAGACCGGUGUUUUUAAAGUGAUCCAUUUUUUGUUUAAUUUUUAUUUGAGCAUUAAUAUUUAUAAAAAAUAUAGAUGUUUUAAAGUAUGAUUAACAGAAUAGCUUUAAAAGUUUACAACACUGGUAAAUAAUACAUACAGGCCCAUUUGGCCCACAUGGUCAUGAUACUAGGUAUUUUAAUUUGUUGCUCAUUUUCAAUAAACCGGUUAACAAUUUCUCUGAUAAUUUUAUAGUAUGCUUUGAUUAUUUCAUCUAUUUCAAGCAGUCUCUUCUGUAUGAAACAAAUAUUUAUUGAAGAGAUUUUAAUGAUGACUGUUGUUAUUGCUUUUUUUUAAAAUAUGUUUUUAAAUGUAAUUAUGGCCAUGCUAUCCACUUGCUCUGCUCUACUUAAGUAAAGUGAAAAUGAAAUUAAUGAGAUCCUGUUUAUGACAUUUUUUUUUCUCUAUUAAACAGAGUCAUGGGUUAUUUGCAUGGGUUGGUAAGGAAAAAUUACAUUUAAUUUAUCACAUCCCAUUGCUAUAUCUAACCAGAAGACUUCUUCUUGUAUUAGAAAUUUCAUUUUUUUUUCUAUAAUAAAACAUACAGAUAUUUUGAUCUCUUGGAUUUAUUAUCAGACCAUUUUAUUAAAUAAUUGAUUACUAAGAAAAUUGGGUAAGGAUGUGCAAGUAGCUGCAUAGUUUGUCUCACCUCAGUAUUCAUGAUUGUGUUUAAUUCAGACCAAGGUCACAUAUAGUAAAGGGCAUUAUAUUGUAUUUUAUCUUUGUUACAGAGCUAUUAAAAAAAAAUUGAGUUUUUUAUGUUUUUACUUCUGAUUAUUUUUUUUACAAUUUAAAAAAAAAAAAAAUUGUGAUAAAUAUGUUUUGUGAAGUUGCUAACUAAAAAAAAAAAAAAUAAAAUGUUUGUAAUAAUAUUUUAUCUUUGUUACAGAGCUAUUAAAAAAAAAUUGAGUUUUUUAUGUUUUUUUUUUUGAUUAUUUUUUUUAUAAUUUAAAAAAAAAAAAAUUGUGAUAAAUAUGUUUUGUGAAGUUGCUAACUAAAAAAAAAAAAAAUAAAAUGUUUGUAAUAAUAAUUCAUGCUAAAAACAUUUUAUCUUCUCUGUGGCUUUUUUUUUCUAAAUCAUUUCUCUAGAUGGCUUUUAUAAAACUUAUUUCUGUUAGUACUAGUAGGUUUAAAACCUUCAGGCUGGACUCUUACUUGAAUUAAAAACU
Messenger RNA from Lymnaea stagnalis (great pond snail), 8985 nucleotides. The record is from the annotation of a GenBank genome assembly. NCBI's taxonomy places the organism in Eukaryota, Metazoa, Mollusca, Gastropoda, Lymnaeidae.